Messenger RNA from Strongylocentrotus purpuratus (purple sea urchin), 2019 nucleotides. RefSeq names its product nudC domain-containing protein 1 (gene nudcd1). Bases 40 to 1878 code for a protein of 612 amino acids. The transcript is spliced from 9 exons. The record is from RefSeq and is a predicted model, not a curated record. NCBI's taxonomy places the organism in Eukaryota, Metazoa, Echinodermata, Echinoidea, Camarodonta, Strongylocentrotidae.
CGUACGUACCACGCAUAGCGUUCCAUACUGACCCUUUGCAUGAGUUUCAAUUUGGACAAAAUCGAAAUGGCUGCCUGUACUGAAGUUCUGAAAGUGAAUCGAGACCUUCUUGAUAGCGAGUUUGAUGGCUACAAAUUAUCUCUUGACCCUCUGCCCAUCUAUUCUCUUUUGAUCAAAUCUGGGGUUGAUGAAGUGAAGCUGAGAGAUGACGAGUAUACUUUCCAGCAUAUGCAAGCAUUUGGUUUGACCAACUAUUUAACCGGUGACCUGUGGAAUCCCAACUGUGUUUACUAUGUUGAUACAGAAUGGAGGCUUCUGCAGCUGAGAGUUGUUCUGGAAUCACAGCUGACUGAACCUACAGUCAUCUUCACCAUUCCUGAGGGGGUGACCAGGAGGGCAGGGUCAAGACACAGUGUUUCUCUCUCCUUCCCCUCCCCUCAUCUGUGCGUGUUGUCUGAUGGGGUGGGGCUCCUUUAUGUACUAGACACUGGGGUCAGAGACCAAUUUGAGUGCACACAGUGGAAGGUGAUAUUCAAGAAAGAAGUGUGUGGAGGUGCUCCGGCCAUCUUACAGCAUGCUGUAUGCAGAGAGGAGGAGUCUGAGAUCAGAGUAGACUGUUUGUUGCUUCAUGUUGAGAAGUCAUGCCGUGUGAAUGAAGAAAAUGGAGAGGGUUCUACAGCGAAGAGUAACAAAAGUGAUUAUGAAACAUACAUGGAAUGGAUCACCUUGAAAAAGACAGUUGACCAAGCAGAGUUUGAGGUGGAAAACACAAGAGAACUGAGAGGGAAGACAGCUCCUGUGUACUGUGGAUUAGAGGAGGGAGCCCAAGGGUUGUUUGUAGCCAGUGAAGCUGACUUUGUUAUCAUCUCAGACUCUCUCUAUCCUGUCAAGGCAGAAGUCAAUGAUGAGGCAGAGAAGGAGGAAGAGGAAACGCCAUUACCACUGUUCACAUGGACACAGACUGGGGAAGACGUCAUCCUCACAUUCAUCGUCCCGGAAACCGUCUCCAAGCCUGACAUUCAUAUGGUGAUGGAGGCAGAUAGGAUUGAUAUCAGUAUCAAGAACGGUAAAGAACUCCUGUCUGGCGCCCUCUAUAGACUGGUUGAUAUCGCCUGCUGUACAUGGACCCUAGAGAAAAGAAAAUUGGAUGUCAUGCUGGCCAAGGAAAAUGAAGGUUUCAUGUGGACGGAGGUGGUGGUCGGGAACACGAGAGGGGAGUACGUCGCUGAUCCAGAUCAAGCAAGACUGAUCCAUGAAAGACUGGCUCAUCUGACCUCAGAUGCACUGGGUCCUGAUCCUAGCGGUAACAUUGGAGGUCAACCAGGAAUCAGUCCACAAGACUUGGAGGAGUGCGAUAUGAAUGUAGAGAAUGAAGUCUGUAUCUAUAGGAUAGAUGGACACAAACACACCAUCUCACACAAGACUUGUAUAUCGAGCUACCAACGUAUCUUCAAGGCGCCGCUUCAACCCAGUCAUCCACCCUGUAUCUGUCUCCGCCACGAUGUUGAUGGCGUGGUCUGGCAACCCAGGCCGACAACGGCUGAAUCUCCAUCACCAUGGCAACACGAGGCUACCUUCAACGCCCUAGGCUAUGUUCAAGCCUCUAAGAGAAAUUGCAAGUUUGCCAGCUGCUCCCCGGACACUUCCUACUGUGUCCUGUGCGACUGCUCCAAGCAUGGUUAUAUCUACAGACAACCGGCAGAUAUCCCUAGUCCGCUCAGGAAUCGCAAGAGUGGACGUGUGGUCGGACAGAUAGCCAAGCAGCAGGUCAUCAGUCUGGACGCCAUCGACGACAUUCUUGGACUGCAAGCGACCAACGAGAGGCUGUUUAUCUUGACCACUAAGAAGAUGUAUGUCAUCAGGGUCAACGUUGACUGAUGGUUUGAAUGUCACAGGCAUGGACUCUUAUGAGCAGAUUUUACAUGAACAAUGUACAUUAUAUUAGCUGCUGAGAGCCAGGAGGGCUUGGGCCCCAUUUCACAAAACUUGUCAUCAGUGACUAAUGACAGUUUUUGUUAU